UCUAAACAGUUGCCGCUGCGGCCAACAUUCGCUGAGUAGCCGUGGUUAUAGCCAAGCGUGCGAUUCGUGCUAACGCAAAAAAAUUAAAUAAAUAAAAACCGAACUUGACUUGGCUGAACGCAGCGUUUUAUCAAUAACAUGAACUACCUCACUCCGCCGGCCCACAACAGUGGCGUCGGCAGCGGCAGCGGCAGCGGCAGCAAUACGCCGCGAAUGACCAGUCGGUCGGCUUCGCCGUUUCGCCGCAACCGGGCGAAUUCAUUGACGCCCACACAGGAUACGCCAGAUCCAUCGCCAUUGACCUCGCCGCAGCCGCUGCGCAAGCGUCCGCCACGCCACACGCAGCUAAACGAGAUCUUUCGCCCGCGCUGCAACACGGAUCCCAGCCGGACCCACAGUAGCAGCAGCAGCAGCAGCAGCAGCAGCAGCAACAUUAAAAAGUCAGCGGCGACGCGCAGCGUUUUGGGCUCGCUGCUGCGACAGACGCUGAAAGUGACAACUGCAUCGGUGGGCUUCAGCGCCAGCGAGGAGCGAUUAACACAACUUGCCACAACUGGUUCGCUGAGCGACAAUGCGAAACGGAAGCAUUCCAGGCAAUGGGCGUGAUCUCUGGCCCGAUCUAUGAACUCCUCAGCAGCGAUUUCCGCAUGUCGCAGUAUAUAAUCUGACAUGGAUUCAGAAUUGAGCUAGAGCGCAGCCUCAAGUUGAACGACCUUAUCGCCCCUUAUAGACUUGGGAUUACAGAUUAUAUAUGGUGCGAGAGGGGGGGGAGAGAACUAGUUGUUGAUAAUCAGGCGUAUCUAUCGGGCGCAUUGUUUGACUAAGUGUCGUGCUCUGAUUUAUUAGACCAGCCAUAUCGAUAUACUAUAUAUAUAUAUAUACUAUAUAUAUUCUAUAUAUAUCUGACUACGUCAAUUGCAGCGUCAGAGAGCGAGAUGUUUUGAUUAAAACUCUUUUGUCUUCGCAUAGUCGUGACUGAUAGCACGAUCGCAUCUCUUCGCAAAUGUAUUUCACUUGUGCUCCGAUGCCUUAUACUAUAUAGAAAUAUAUAUAUAUGUACUUUGUUUAUGGUCCGCAGUUUUGGGGAAUUGUGUCAAAAUAUUUGGUUGCGCAUACAAUUUAAUUUGUUUCUCAGUAUUUGGAUGGUCUUCACGCCUAGGCAGAAAUCCUAAUCUGGAUUUAGACACGAACAAUUCUCAUCUGAGAUUCAAUAUAAUAUAGCUUCCCAGACGGGCCCUAAUGAUAAUCCUGUGAAGAUAAUCCACAGCUUAAGGAAUUAGCUUGGCAGGAAUUCCUUUACUGGGAUGUAGCAUAGACAAAGGUCGGAGGUAAUCUGGAUGAAUAAGAACUUGGAUGCGCCAUAGCUGGAAUCUAGUUUAAAAUUGUUCAGAUUAUUUGAGAAUUCCCUGAAAUCGGAACUAACACACAUCCUAUCAGGCCCCAUCCCGACACGACAGCCUUUCGAUUCGCAAACAGAUUAUUCCUAUUGGGAAGAUUUACUGGAUAGUUCAUGGAGCUUUUAUAGCGAGAAUCUACUCAAAAAAAAAAAAAACAGAAGACUUGAGGAGUUUACGUUCCUGAUACGUUAGAGCUAGGUGCAGUUAUUUCAGUUGUGUUAGUCCCGAUGUCAAGGAAUUUCCAAAUUCUUGAGCUACUUUCCAGCGUUCACGUAGAAUACCUGAGCUGGGAAUAUAUUCAAUGUGUUUCUUCAAUAGUUGUUGGGACAAUGACAAAUCUUUCGCUCUAGCUCGAGCCGAGCUCUCCAGCCAGGAUCUAAUCCAAAGGAAGCAACAUAUAGGAAAAUUAACUUGAGUUCCAUUAGGCACAUAUAAUAUUAUUAUUGAAAUAGGGAAAUAAGAAAGUUAAUAGAGGAAAAGCAUGAAGGAAUAUAUAAUAGAUAGUUGCUGUGAGAAUAUGGACUAGCAUAGAUACUAUAGACAGUUAGACAGAGUUAGUCAUGGGAAGGCCGAAAAGGUGCUUUUCCGGGUUCCAAUUAGAUAUUACGAAUUGGCCAGGUGUGCGAGGCGCAGUAAUAUCGAUAGAUAGAUAGGGCAUAUAGUAUACAUGUUCGUAUCAUAAUUUACUUUAGUUCAUUAGCCAGGUGUACAGCAUAUUUUGCUGUCAUAUCUGCUGAAAUGCCGAACACCUGGAAACUAUUAGUCAUAUGCUUUUUUGCAGGGUGCAAAGAUUAAUUUUCAUUUCUGUGUUUUUCGUUUUUUUUUUACCCUUACGCAACUUUGCUAUCAAUGUGACGUUUUAUUGUUGAAUUGAUUUGCGUUCACCUGGAAAAGUUGCCAAGUGCCAAAGUUUUCCUUGACCAACUCGUUUUCACUUUGAGCUUUAGUUUUCGCUCUUGCCCUUGCUUUGAUCCCAGCGCAGUUCCCCUCGAACCGUCGACCUGCCCACAGAUACAAUCUCGUAUCUUUUAAUGAGACUAUUAAACAAACAAAACGCCCCAUGAAAGUGACGCCCCACAUAAAAGCCAAACAAGUUAACAGUGCGCGAGUCGUGAGUGCCGCACUCGUAGAUACCCUCUAAACAGGCCUCAAGUCCACGAAAAAUAAACACAUCGUUGUAAUCGAUAUUUAUCGAUUUAAGAAAUCUGGAAUUGACUUAAUCCAAACUAAGUUUGCUUGCAUUCCAAAUGUGUGUUAUUUAGCUUUUAUAGAUAUAGUCUAGAAAGGAAUCAGGAAAUCGAUAUUUAUCGAUUUGCCAGCAAACCAAAAUUUACUUAAUGUGGAAAAUAUGUUUGUCUAUUGUUUAGGGUAAAUGAUAAUCCAAAUGUUAUAUAUUGUAUAUUCAGCUCUUAUAGAUUAACUAAGGAAAGCGUCUCAGGAUAUCGAUAUUUAUCGAUUUGGCUAAUUUACGAAAUUUGGAAAUUUGGAAAAUAAUAAUCUGUUCACAAUCGAUUUUUAUCGAUUCGGCAAAGAUUGAAGCUGUAUGUGUUGAUCUGCAUUUGAAACUGUUUAAUAUCGAUAUUUAUCGAUUCUUAAAUUUAACCUUAAAUACGGUAAUCAGCUUAUUAGAUUAUUCCUAAUUGAUAUCGAUAUUUAUCGAUUUGGAAGAUACGAAAAGAACUGUAAAUACAUUUGAUCUGCGCGAACAUCCUAGUUUGACUAAUUUGAGUGUCAACCAGUUUAGGCUAGCUGUGGAUACCCUGCCCUAUCUUCUACGUGAAUAAGCACAACCUUAUCAAAGUCAUCUGUAUCUAACUCUUAUGGGGGUACAGGGUAUAUACAGAGGCCUCAACAGAUCAAGAGUUAGACAAAGUGAAGGUUGCGGUUUUGCAUAGCUCAUCAUCAUGACUAGCGCCUGUGUGUGUGUGUGUGUGUGUGUGGUUUUGAGAGGGGGGGAUUCGCCACGGCGAAUUCAGUUUAGUGCAGCAGUUAACAACAGUGUUGCCAUAUCGCAUAAACGCUUGCCCACUUAUCUUUGGAUUUUUAUCGAAAAUAAUACGGUAAAAGUUCAAUUAAGACUAGAGAACAUCGGCUCGUGGGUGCCUGUUGGCCAGGGGGCGUGCUAAGAUAGCACAUUAUUGUUGGUCAGGUGAGGGCGCAAACGGGUUAUUUGUAUUGCUCUUUCGCUUUAGUCUUAGUCUCAGUCUUUCGUCUGUUGUAUUUUAAUGCUGUAUAAUUAUUAUUUUUCGCCUUAAUUAUUUUUGCACAAUG
Messenger RNA from Drosophila virilis, 3668 nucleotides. NCBI's taxonomy places the organism in Eukaryota, Metazoa, Arthropoda, Insecta, Diptera, Drosophilidae. The record is from RefSeq and is a predicted model, not a curated record.